CUCAUUACAACCUACAGGGUGGAUUACAACACUUUUAGGCGAAGAAAGCUUGCCAUAAUCUCUGUUUCAAGGUCUCCUUACUAAAUCAUCAGCAUGAAUUACUCCAUCGCCUUUGUGGUGGCUUUGAUUUUGUGCUCUUUGCCAGGAGUCCGAGGGAUAACAUGCAAGUUAUGCAUACCAGAUGAGAAGACUUUUAAAGUCUGCGACAAAGCGUCCGAACAGGUAGAAGUAGACUGUGAUGUUCAGCCUCCACCAGAGAAUCUGACCCAGCUAUGGGAAAACCGGACAUAUGAUGCAUGCUAUACAGCCCAAAUUGAAGCACUCGCCUUGGGGAAAACAUUCAAGACCUUUGUUUUUGGCUGUGGUGUUAAGGUGAAUUCCUCCAGUGCCUCGGUUGUGAACUGCUCAUUAACUCAACAAUACGUUUGUGCAGACGCAAAAGCAAGGGCAGGGCAAUUAGCGGAGAUCAAAUCCUGCAGCGUGGAAUGCUGUGACACGGAAGCAUGUAAUACUCACCCCACCGUUGCCCCAUCCUCAACUAAGGCCACAAUUACACCUACAGGCGGCACAGACCAAGCACGAUCGUCCCGAUUUGGGUUUCUUCUCGUAUUUCUUGUCUACCUCAUGGAAAGUCUUUUUCAAUCAGCCUAACUGCCUCUCCGAACCAUCGUUUGAUCAUUUUAAUGUGUAAUUGUUGCUGCAUAGUUUCAAAGCGCAAUUGGUGCAUCACUAUUUAGCGCUGAAAUUCGUCUGUAUUCGAAUAUAUUACAAUCUUGCUGACAAUGAAUUUCUGUAAGGGACAGUUCAUUAGAAAUUAAAGGUAUGACUCACAACUUUGUUAUCAUAUAAACGAAUUUUGAGGUCUGGUAAGUUUUCCUCCAUGUCUUGCAUGUGAUGACUACUUAGGGAGAAUUAUGGGUAUUUGUUAAGUUCAUUUCGAUUGCAAUUUUUUUUUUGUUUUUCGUUGCAUAUCCUAAAAUUGACUGAUUGAUUGAUUGAUCAAUUGAUUGAUUAUUUGAUUGAUUGUUUGAUUAAUUAAUUGAUUGAUUGAUUAAUAGAUUGAUUGGUCUAUUAAUUUAUUGAUUGAUUAAUCGAUCGAUUGAUUAACUCGUUCAUUGGAUGGUGGAUGAAUAUAUUGUUUAACGAAGGCCUCAUAUUGUAUCUUUUAAAUUUUAAAAACAUUAGGAUAAAAAAAGAAAACAUUUUCAUAGCUCUAAAUUGCACGAGGAGCAACUGAAAAAUGCACUCGCACUUAUUACAAUUAGAUUUGCACCCUGGACGAGUAAAUCUGCAUUUUUGUGGGUUAUUGUCUCGUUGUCAAGAUUAUUGAGUUACAUCUGCAGUAUUUUUCUUUUUUCAAGUUUAUAACUAAUAUUUUUUCAAUUUUGUUGCAGGUUUUUCUUUUUACGUAUAAGAUAAAAAAAUUUGAAACAUAAGUCUGGCCAUGAUAAAUCCUCUAGAUAAAUAUAUAUACACUUAGUUCAAACGUUAAUGCUUACUAGUGGAUAAAGAGAAACGGGAUUAAUUCUUUCGAUUCUCGCAUUGCUAACAGAAAAAAGAAACUUGAAUAAAUGUGGCCUAGUACCAAA
This is a messenger RNA of Pocillopora verrucosa, 1589 nucleotides long. RefSeq lists its product as uncharacterized. Lineage: Eukaryota; Metazoa; Cnidaria; Anthozoa; Scleractinia; Pocilloporidae. The record is from RefSeq and is a predicted model, not a curated record.